GUAGAUACUCUUUCGCCAAUUCGAUUGCCUCAAACAUAAUCUGAAAAUGUGAAACAAAGAGCUAUGGGUUGUUUAGACUGCAAUAUAACAUAUAAAGCGGAUAUGGUGUUGGUGACACAAGCUCACAGUACUUUGCUAGAACAUAUGGAUAUAUUAACUGAAUCCAAAAAGUUGUACCAUGACAAUGUGGUGACAGGAGAAAAGACAACCUCAGAAACUAUUGAGUUUGGAGCUAAAGCUUCAAAUUCUGAUUUAAUCAGCCGACUCAAAAACAUCGAGACCACAAUUUCUGAACUUCAAAUCACAGAUAAAAAGAUUGAUGAUAAUAUUUCAGAACUUACAGAAUGGAGAGAAAGAUCAAAAUUAAGACAAAAUGAUGAAAAUUUAAAAAUCGAAAAACAAAACCAGACAUUUGAAAACAUGAAAAAGCAGCUAAAUGAACAAGAAAACACAAUAAAGGAACUGAAUAAAAAAAUUAAAAGUUUUGAGGAAAAAGAACCAGGUGCAAAGAAAGCACUAGAGAAUAUGUAUCUAGAAAUAAGAGAACAUGAAAUGAACUUACGAGACUUAAAUGAAAAUAUGCAAGUUCUAACAGAUAAGGCCGAUAUGUUAACACAAGAAAUCAAAAGUAGGUCUGAUUUUCAAGAACACAAGAGUACAGAGAGUGCAAUUUCUAAGGUUAGACAAAUGCUUUUGAAGCAAAUCCAGGAAGAAAGGAAGGCUAACAUAGGAAACAAAGUCAUAUGA
Molecule: messenger RNA, 747 nt
Organism: Physella acuta
Lineage: Eukaryota; Metazoa; Mollusca; Gastropoda; Physidae
Product: protein Daple-like
Source: RefSeq, a predicted model, not a curated record